UCGUAACGCCGCACAUUUUAACUUUAGCGUUUGAUGGCGCGUCACCGGACAAGGAAGCCUGACGAAGAUUCGCCCAGCACAUCGGCUGAAGAUACUGUGUGGCCAUGCUGGGCCUAGAUGCUUGCUGCACGCUUUGUGCCUGUCGCCAUAAAGACGGACUGCAGCAAGGCACACGCUUGCAAGCGCACAGACUGACGAGAUGCCGUACCUCGAUCUGCCAGAGCAGGGCGUCAGCUUCUGGUACCGUCUGUAUGGACAGAGUGACACGCUCGCUGACAAGGAUGCUGCCAUCGAUCCCCUCAAGCCAACAGUCCUCUUCGUCCACCCGACUUUCCUCGGCCUCAACUUCUUCGAGUCUGUCUUUCGAGAUCGUCAGAUGCGCGACAACCUCAACAUCGUCCUGCUCGAUCUGAGACUGCACGGAAGGACGAGGUCAGAAGUCGACGCGCGACACGAUCUCUUCGUCACCGCAGCCGACCUUGCCCACUUUAUGGCAGAGCUCGAUGUUCCCUGCGCGCACGUCGUCGGCGUACACACCACUGGCAGCAUGGCAGCACUCCGACUUGCGCUGCUCUUCCCGCACCGAGUACAGAGCCUACAGAUGAUCUCUGUCCCUGACAUGGUCGAGAAGGACAGUAAGAUGAAGGUCUUCAGGGAGAUUGUGACAGCAUGGGUCACGCCGGCAGAUCCAGACGAAUGGCGAGAAGCCGUCGACUCGGUGCUCGACUACUUCUUCAACGAACAGCUCACGCCCGCCGAAUACGAGCGCUUCUUUGGCAUCUUCAUCCGACGAUGGUCGCCCGCCAGAGCGGCGAUGAUCUCUGAAGUCUUUCGCUACUACGGCGCGAGGACCGAUAUACCUGCCGAAUGCCUCGCCAAGCUCGCCAUGCCGAUCAGGAUCUAUCAUGGCACGGAAGACAGGGCAUAUGACGAUGCGGCAUCAAUCCUGCUCCGAGACCAGCUGACUGGCGCCCGUGAUGGCGCAGAACUUCAUUACAUCCAAGGCGCUCCCUUCUUACUCACCUGGACCCACGCGAAAGAGAUCAACCCGAUCAUGCUAGAGUAUGUCCAGCGUUGGAACACUACGGCGGCUGUCGCCAAGGCGCCAGGCUGCGAAUUUGCCGCCGCCCUGCACAAGAUGGUCGAGAUCACUGGUGACAGAGUCUAUCUCACCCGCUCGACGCGUGAUCCGAUGAGCUUCAGCGCAAUCUCCCCAAUCGCGCGCGAGGAGGGCGCAGCUCUGUAUAGCAGCCUGUACCGGCUCCAGCCGACCCAGUUCUGUCUCGUUGGCGGCAAUGAUCCCGAAGUCUGGGAAUUUCGUCCAGAAUCGGAUCGACGGCACUCGCAGCUUUGGGAGUCCAAUGAGACGUCUCGCAUCAAGAGUCCGAUGCUGCAGCUCUACUUCAAUAUCUCUACCGAGACUGUCACCACGCUUGUUGACACGCCACGCACACCCGACAUCCCCAUCAUUGAGGGUAUGCAAGUCUUCAAAUUGGACACUAUCGAAGCGCAGCAAUCACAAAGCACAGCAGUCAUCUCAUAGGCCGUCUGUACGGGGAAUUUACAGGUUGUUGUAGGCUUCGCGCAUGAAUCUGCCAUCCAUCACAGUUCGUCUCGUCCUGUCGCGCUCUC
Messenger RNA from Mixia osmundae IAM 14324, 1632 nucleotides. RefSeq lists its product as uncharacterized. Lineage: Eukaryota; Fungi; Basidiomycota; Mixiomycetes; Mixiales; Mixiaceae. The record is from RefSeq and is a predicted model, not a curated record. The transcript has 3 exons. Bases 200 to 1543 code for a protein of 447 amino acids.